Molecule: messenger RNA, 1101 nt
Organism: Nicotiana tabacum (common tobacco)
Lineage: Eukaryota; Viridiplantae; Streptophyta; Magnoliopsida; Solanales; Solanaceae
Molecular function (GO): nucleic acid binding; RNA-DNA hybrid ribonuclease activity
Source: RefSeq, a predicted model, not a curated record
AUGACGAUGAACAGGAAAAAAACUGAAGACUACAUCAGAUGGAAUCUCCACUCUAACAAUUGCAGCUUAUGGUGGGACAACUGGUUAGGCACUGGUCCUCUUAAAUUGAAUGGAUUUGCUCCUACUCACAAAAUUUCAGAAAUCAUGCACACUCUUAUUCAAUAUAGACCUGCUGCCUUGGACAAGGCUAUUUGGACACCCAAUAUCAUAGGAAAGUUCACUAACAAACUAACUUGGCACAAAAAGAUACCCUUUAAAUGGUCCUUUUGUGUAUGGAGGGCCCUCAGAAAUAAGCUACCAACAGAUGACAAGGUGCUUCAGUUCAGCAGCCUUACUGUAACUAGAUGUGUGUGUUGCAACACACCAGCAGCAGGGAAUGCUGACCACAUUUUCAGUCAUGGUAACUUUGCCAAACUAGUUUGGAGAAAAUAUGGAGGGCCUGCUGGUGUCCAAACAGAAGAUCUAACUCUAAGACUACUCCUCAUGAAAUGGUGCAGUGCAAAAUAUGGUGCUAAAACUUCUUCCCUGACUAGAGUACUCCACUCUAUUGAUGCUGACAUUCAAUUGCUACUGAGUACCAACUACCCCACCAUAAAAUUGUCACUCAACUGGACUAAACUAUAUGGCUGCAUUGAAAAUAUUCAGCAUCACACCUCUAUCAAAAAGGUAGCUUGGACAAGACCUGACACUACAUCUGGAGAAAUUAACACUGAUGGUAGUGCUCUAACAAAUUCUGGGUUGACUGGAGCUGGAGUUAUUAUCAGAGGAAGUUAUGGUGAGUUCAUUCUUGCCUUAACCUGUCCCUUAGGUGAAGGCACCAACAAUUCAGCAGAAACAAAAGCAGCCAUUUUAGGAGUUCAAUGGUGUAUUGCCAAUGGUUUUACCAAAAUACACUUGGAAGCAGAUUCAUCACUAUUGAGUCAUUGGCUCAACAAUGAUGGUGAGCCACCUUGGACACUACAGAUACAAGUGCAGAAGCUGCAAAGCCUACUCCAACAGUGUGAGAAAAUCUAUUUUUCACAUGUGUAUAGGGAAGCCAAUUGCCCAGCUGAUUCUUUGUCAAAGCUUAGCCACAAUCUGUUAACCAUAACUAAUUAUUAG